CAUCUGUCCGUGUAGCAAAGCUCCUUCUACACCCCGCAAAAAGAAAAACUUUUUCUUCCGCUCUGUCUUGCGUGCUUUCCCGUCCCCCGGCGCUCUUGGCGCAAACCCUUGGGAGGCAGAGUCCAACCAUGGCGUGUGCGCUGCUGCCUGCAGGUGUGGCCGCGGCCCUACCGUCUCCUCGCCGGAGCGCCGCCGCCCCCAAGGGACAGCCGAACCAAGUCGCGUGCACGAACCAGCUUCACUGUAAGCUGCCUUUAAGUGAGCCCCACAGAUCCUGGAGCCUUGUUGGCUGCUGCACAUGUUCAGGUUCGUCGACAGGAGCAGCUAUGUCAAGGAGAUCUGCAGAUGCUGUAAGUUUUCAUACCGAUGUAUCUCUGAGAAACUCUGUGGAUGCUGUUCUAGGUGCGCAGAUAGUUAUCUCUGGCUACUGGAUUGGCCCCGAUGUGGAAGAUGGUAGUGGUCAUGUUCAGGCCAUUCUGCAAAGAAUUCACUGAUGAUGCGUCAUUGUUAACAAGUCUUUUAGAUGCAGGCAUUGUUUGGUGUUGGUGCCAUUGAGAUUGAUGGUGACGAUGUUGUUACUCCAAAAGGUCGCAAGAUUAUCAUAAAAUGACAAGACGAGCCGGAUCAUGCAACUUGUGCUUUGCUUGCUGGCUGGCGAGUGAACUGGCGUUGAAAUUGAUGCCAAUUACUCCUUGUUUAUGUGUUUCCGCCAACUGUGGACUUUUUUUUUGCAGAAAGUAGGGAGAUUUCAUAACUCAAGGUGGCUUUUCAGUCGUACACAAAUUUACAACUUCGUCUGUGCCCGUACCAAACCAAAUGACAGUAUGGGGUAUACUACGCCCAUAGGCUAUGAGGCUAUGACUAACUUUAUUUUGAGUGCACCUAAUAUGCGUAAUAAAAAUCUUCCGUGGGUCCUCUAACAUCUGGAUGUCUCGCACAAGUGUUCUGUAUCUGGAGCGGUCCUCAUGACUCGCGUUUAACAUUGAGGCUGCCCGAGCACAGUCCAACUCAAUGGCAAUGGGUAAGAUAGUGCGGUGAAGAGCAAGAUCAAGGCCUUCCUUACACGCCAUAAGCUCUGCCUCUAGUCCAUCAUCGCAUGUG
Triticum urartu is the source of this 1101-nucleotide messenger RNA. RefSeq lists its product as uncharacterized. The record is from RefSeq and is a predicted model, not a curated record. NCBI's taxonomy places the organism in Eukaryota, Viridiplantae, Streptophyta, Magnoliopsida, Poales, Poaceae.